GUGUCCUUUACAAAUAUCAGGUUGUGUGUACUUUCAACAGUCGCAGUGUCCCCGUUCCCGGUACACCGGAACCAGAGCACUUAUCACCACCCAAAUUGCUGACAAGUUAUAUUCCAAUAGCGAUGCACGUACUUCAUCACUGCAUAGAAUCAAUUCAAUACGAGCCUGUGAUAACAUCUAUAACGACGAUAAAACCUGUGAUAACAACAGCUGCAGUUCAUCUACAACCGACGACAUUCCAUAAGCCGGGCUACUUUGGGCCAGAGAGGCCACCGCCGACUCCACCGUCUUCGAUAUCCAUUUGUUCCAUUCCUAGCACGAAUCACCAAGAACAAGCAACCACACCAAGCACGGAAACCGCAGAAACUUUACUCUGGAAUGAUAAACUGUUUUUUGAAUGGUUUUUGCAAAAUAAAUACAAGCAAAUCAAUCUACGUAAUGAGUACAACCUACAGUUUCUAGAUCAACUUCCACUCAGUCUUCUACAAGACAUCGAUAUGGAACGUUAUGAACUGCCGGCGUUGUUGGAUAAAGACAAUGUAAAAGAAUUCCGGAGAAUCUAUGAUGACAAAUUCCGGCAAAGCAAGACAAAUGUGCCGCAUGUAACUGGUUCCAAUGGAGUAAUGAAUCGUCUCGACAAUAGUGCUACUGUGGCAUCAGGAGUAGGCGGCAGGAAGCGUGUUCCACCAACAAAACCUUAUAUACACAUGUUAAUGCUCUAUGACCUAUUGAAAAGAGAAGCAAAAAAAUAUAUGUAUCAACUUUACGAGGGCUACAGUCAAGAGAUACUUGGAAAAAUUUCCCAAAUCAAAGCAGAAAAUGGUCAGCAGCAAUUACUGUUCGUUCUGUUUAGUAUGCUCGAAGAAAAAAACAUAUACAAAGCGGACGUUACCUCACGAACAAAAGCGAUGAUAACAGAACUGCAGAACCCUAAUAGUGCGAUAACCAAAGCAUUGACAUACGUUCCACCACUGAUAUUCGCACCAUAGAGGAGCAAGGAGACCAAACGUGUACACGAAUAUUUAAGAUGCAAAUUGUGUCCUAUACACUAUAUAGUAUUGUACAGGUUUAAUUAUAUUUACUAGGUUGGAGUAACAAAGUGAUUAUUUCAGAACAA
This is a messenger RNA of Topomyia yanbarensis, 1117 nucleotides long. RefSeq lists its product as uncharacterized. NCBI's taxonomy places the organism in Eukaryota, Metazoa, Arthropoda, Insecta, Diptera, Culicidae. Bases 123 to 989 code for a protein of 288 amino acids. The record is from RefSeq and is a predicted model, not a curated record. The transcript has 6 exons.